CAUUCACAAAACAUUAUUUUAGCAAAAUCCACCCACCAAAUCAACAUCUUCCCCAAAUCCAACCAUCACGAUUAACCCACGUGUCCGUCACCCCUACGCCGUUUAUCAUUGUAUCAUCAUUAUAAUCAAACAUCGUCACUCCCAAUGAGAGGAAUUCAGAUAAUAAUCUCAUCAUCAUCUUUUCGUUUCCCGCGUCAUCACCAUCGUCCCCGAUUCAACAACCCUAAAAAUCAACUCACCUUCUAUUGCUAUUCUUCUGCUGUCACUAUGAACGCCGGCGGAAACUCUACUAAACCAGACGAUAAAUCUCAUAUUGCUGGGAACUGGUUUUCUGUUCCGGAACUUCGAUUGCGUGACCAUCGUUUUACUGUUCCUCUUGAUUAUACUUCCAAUCAACAGAAAUCUUCUUCGGUGAUUUCAGUUUUUGCUCGUGAAGUUGUCUCUGCUGCUAAGGAAGAACAACGGUUGCCAUACCUAUUGUACCUACAAGGUGGUCCUGGUUUUGAGAGUCCACGGCCAAAUGAGGCUAGUGGAUGGAUAAAGAAAGCGUGCGAGGAAUAUCGAGUUAUUUUGUUAGAUCAGAGAGGGACUGGCCUAUCGACUCCGUUGACUAUAUCAUCUCUCUCACAAUUUACGAGUGCAGAGAAGUUGGUUGACUACUUGAAGCAUUUUCGGGCGGAUAAUAUUGUGACUGAUGCUGAAUUUAUUCGUGUUCGUUUGGUACCAGACGCCAAACCUUGGACCAUUUUGGGGCAGAGCUAUGGUGGUUUUUGUGCUGUUACCUAUCUCAGUUUUGCCCCGCAAGGACUUAAACAAGCCCUUUUAACUGGUGGACUACCUCCAAUUGGAAAUGGAUGUACAGCAGAUUCUGUGUAUAGAGCAUGCUUUGAACAGCUUACGCUUCAGAAUGAAAAAUACUACAAGAGAUAUCCUCAAGAUAUUGAAAUUGUUCGAGAAGUAGUAAAGUUCUUGGCAGAGUCUGAGGGAGGAGGGGUUCCUCUGCCAUCUGGCGGGAUAUUAACCCCACGAGGAUUGCAAACUCUUGGUCUAUCUGGUUUGGGAUUAAGUACUGGUUUUGAGCGCAUGCACUAUAUGUUUGAGAGAGUUUGGGACCCUAUACUAGUUCCAGGCUCAAAAAAGUCAAUUAGCUAUGUCUUCUUGAAAGCUUUUGAAGACUGGAUGGCUUUUGACAAGAACCCCCUUUAUGCACUUUUACAUGAAUCCAUAUAUUGCCAGGGAGCUCCAUCAAAGUGGGCGGCUCACAGAAUAAGGACUGAACAUGAAAGCAAGUUUGAUGCAGUGAAAGCUGCAAAAGAGGGUCGAAAUGUUAUGUUCACCGGAGAGAUGAUCUUUCCAUGGAUGUUUGAUGAAGUUCAUGCGUUGAGACAUUUCAAAGACGCAGCACAUUUGUUGGCUGAUAAGAAGGAUUGGCCUUCUUCACUAUACAACGUUACUGCAUUGAAAAAUAACAAGGUACCUGUUGCAGCAGCUGUAUAUCAUGACGAUAUGUUUGUUAACUUCAAGCUGUCAAUGGAAACAGCAUCACAAAUAUCUGGAAUUAGAUUAUGGAUAACAAAUGAAUUCAUGCAUUCUGGUUUAAGGGAUGGAAGUGAACAAGUCCUGGACAGUUUAUUUGGAAUGCUCAACGGAAAGAAGCCUCUGUUUUGAGUGCACCCUAAUCCAUGCUUUCAUGACAACUGCCCUCGCCACAUGGAGGUGAUCCGCAGGCAAUUUCCUUCCAAUUUCUCAGAUGCGAAGAGCUAAAUUUAUUCAUCUGGAAUGGUUAAUGGAAAGAAGCCUCCGUUGUACACCCUUAUUCAUGCUUUCAUGACAACGCGCCAACCCCUCAGCACAUAUAGAGGAGAUUCACAAGCAUUUUAUUCUGAUCUUCCAGAUGUGAAGAGCUAAUUUUUAUUUUUGUUUUUUCAUUUCUUCUUAUUUCCUGUAAUCAAGUUGUCAUACGAAACACCAUUCAAAAUAAAAUGGAAAGAUCUACUGGUUUGAUUUGCA
Messenger RNA from Papaver somniferum (opium poppy), 2010 nucleotides. Its product is annotated as proline iminopeptidase-like. NCBI's taxonomy places the organism in Eukaryota, Viridiplantae, Streptophyta, Magnoliopsida, Ranunculales, Papaveraceae. Gene Ontology annotation, molecular function: peptidase activity. The record is from RefSeq and is a predicted model, not a curated record. Gene Ontology annotation, biological process: proteolysis. Bases 145 to 1668 code for a protein of 507 amino acids. The transcript has 10 exons.